Bicyclus anynana (squinting bush brown) is the source of this 2253-nucleotide messenger RNA. RefSeq names its product DNA-directed RNA polymerase III subunit RPC4 (gene RpIIIC53). Gene Ontology annotation, biological process: transcription by RNA polymerase III. Gene Ontology annotation, cellular component: RNA polymerase III complex. The transcript is spliced from 9 exons. The coding region runs from base 237 to 1316 and encodes 359 amino acids. The record is from RefSeq and is a predicted model, not a curated record. NCBI's taxonomy places the organism in Eukaryota, Metazoa, Arthropoda, Insecta, Lepidoptera, Nymphalidae. Gene Ontology annotation, molecular function: DNA binding.
AAUCAUGUCAAACUCAAAUGUCAAUAGGGAAAUAGGGAACGUGUUUACAAAUAGAAAUACAAAGUAAAAACCGAAAUUGCUAUGAUAAAACAAUAAAAACAAGAGUUGAUAUUGAAUUUAAACUGUAUAACACAUUUUAUAUUGUUCGCUAAAUAAGUGUGGCUGUAAAUUACUGAUUAACAUAGUGUAAACGUUCUGCCAAGUAUAAACUUCAAUACGAGUAUUUUAAUUCAAAAAUGGGCGAUAAGUCAAAUGUGAAUGGUGUAGGCGAAGACCCACUCCAGAGAUUAGCGUCGCUAAAACCACCUAGAGAUUUGUCGCUAGGUGGUAUGAAACCCAACAAAAAAAUAUUCACUCCGAACUUGAACGUCGCUCGAAAUAAAAACAAAGGGCCCUCCACAACUAACUCUCGAGAUGAGAAAAAGAAUGACAGGAAUAGAAGAGACAGAAAAAAUGAUAAAAAUAGGAACAACAAAAAUGGUCCUAAAAUCAUUAAAUCUAGUGGAGUUUUCUCAGAAGGUCUGGCCAAUGCAGAAAGACAUUCAAGCAGAGUUUCAUACGGCAGAGAGACUGAUGUCACAGCUACACUUCAAAAACCAACUAUAAGAGUAAAGGAUGUUGUUAAGAUUGACAAGGAGCUAGAGGAGGAGAAGAUCAGAGCAGCAUUUGGCGAUGGCGCCUCGUAUGAAGGUGACAGUGAGGACUUCAGGAAUGUUUUGGACGUUGAGACUCCUGUCAAACUGCCCAUGGACGAUGGAGGGUUGUCGUACAUAAAAUCGGGCGUCAAGAUUAAACAGGAGGUGGUCGUGAAACAGGAGCCCACAGACGACGGUGACAUUCCAAUCGUGGAGCAAAAGCCGCCGUUGCUGGAUAUGAAGGAAUCGUUCGAAGAGAACAAUGUGGCUGACUUGUUGCGUAGCGAUAAACCAGCUCUUAUACUAUUGCAGCUAGCGGACACGCUGCCGGGGCGUGGCGGAGGGCGGGAGGAGGGCGCGCGCCGCAAAGACCAGCCAGCGCCCUCCUCCUCCACCGAGGAGGAGGAUAAGAACGUGGAUAACAGAUGUCAACUGUCAGACUUGGAAGAGGGCAAGAUUGGCAAGCUACGCGUCCACCGCUCGGGGCGCGUCACUCUCUGUCUAGGAGACACCAUUUUCGAGGUGUGUUCUGGCACCAAAGCGUCGUUCCACCAGGAGGUGGUAUCUGUAGCCACAGAUGAGGCGUCCCGGUCAGCCUGCCUGGUGUCCCUGGGCGCUCUGCAGCACAAGCUCAAUAUCUCGCCCCAUUGGCCUGACAUUUUCCGAGACCUGACCAUAUGAGGCUCUGAGCCGCUGAGGAAAUGAUGGGCAGGGGAUGAGGAGAAACGUACAGAUUUAACUGAAAAAGUAUCCCCGCAUUUUUUACUCUAUACCUCUCAUAAUAAAAGGACGCACAAUGUAGAAAAUUUCACUUAAAAACAGGCCAAUUUUGCUUUGCCAGUUUUAGAAUUAUUGGUAAAGAAAAUUAUACCUAAACGCCUUUAAAUAUAGUCAAUUCAAUAAUAUCCCAAAUUCAGAGCAAAUUCGACCUUAAGGAUUGAGUUUAAGGUUGAAUUUGCAAAUGCGAGUACUUGAAUUGAGUGCCAAGAAGUUUUGUUUGUGCACUCGUUGAGUGGGGAUGUUUUGUGGUCGAUGAUUGUGCAUCCACUUUUUAAUAGGAGAUCGAUGAUGCCACUACAUUUCGUUUCAUGUAGUAUGGUGUGGGUGAUAGUUCGUUGCACUCUUGAAAGUUUGCUGCGAUUCACGAUAAUAGCACGUAUUAUGAACGUCAUAUAGGCAACUGUCACUGUACCCAUGCUAUCUGAAAUACACUAACAUUAUAGACGCGAAAGGUUGUAUGGAUGUUUGUUAUUCUUUCACGUAGAAACUACUGAAUGGAUUUGAAAUUGGAAUGGAAAUAGCUUAGGAAAUAUAUAGGAAAAUUAUACCCUUUACGCCUAUCAAGCGACCAAGGCAACGAAUUAUUAUUAUUUAUAGAGAAAUAGACAAAAUGUCGACCAAUAGUGACAGAGUAGUCCCAAUACCAAUACAUUUGCCUAUAUUACAGAAAAAUUAUAGAAGCGCUAUGAAUUUUUAAUGAAUUAUGCUACUUUCAUACAAAAUGUUUCUCCUUCCCUCCACCCUAUUAGAGAUGAAAAUAGUUCUUUGUAAAAUAAUAACAGUUAUUAUAGUUUGUAACCAGUGCCCUAAUGUUAAGUAAAUAAACUUAUAAACACUA